Molecule: messenger RNA, 1807 nt
Organism: Gigantopelta aegis
Lineage: Eukaryota; Metazoa; Mollusca; Gastropoda; Neomphalida; Peltospiridae
Product: sphingomyelin phosphodiesterase 3-like
Exons: 6
Coding region: 134-1684 (516 amino acids)
Biological process (GO): sphingomyelin metabolic process
Cellular component (GO): cytoplasm
Molecular function (GO): sphingomyelin phosphodiesterase activity
Source: RefSeq, a predicted model, not a curated record
AUCCCCAGAGACAAGGAGUGGACAACGGCACGUUAUUUGAACGAGAAGUUUGGAACUGUUUGCAAAAUAUGGAUAGUGAUUCCACCGGAAGACUAAAUGAAGUAUUUGAAACCACGUGAAGAUUGUUGCCGGCAUGACGAUGAUGUACACAAAACACUUUCCUGGUGGACCAGCUGUCAGCGGCCUACUGAGCUGCCUGUUCGUUACCAUGGAGUACCUCAUCCAUCCGUUCUCCUGGUUUGCCAGCCAGUUCAUUAGCCUGUUCAUUCCCACGACGUCCGAGCUAGAAAAGCCGUACUUCGUGAUCGUUAAAGUCGUCUUCCUGUUCGUGCCGUACCUUUUAGCCAGCGUACUGUUCUUCCCAUUGUACGCGAUCGGCGUGCUGGCGAGAGUUCCCCUGCAGCACGUCCGGGCGCCGUACAUCAUCAGCGAGAAGUGGACGCCCUAUUCGAGGAGGAAGUACCAGAAGCGGCGGGCGUGCGACCAGUACACGAUCCUCACCGCCAACCUCUGCCUCUUGCCAGAAUUCCUGGCGCGGUUCAACAAUCUGUCGCGGACGGCGAGCCGGGCCACGGAGAUCGGCCAGCGGAUCAUCGUGGACCAGCUGCUGCACGACCAGAACCACGCCCGCGAGGCCGAGCUGCCGAUACCGCUGACCCGGCUCCUGGAGAGACACAGGCUCGAGCACAAGCGCGUCCUCAACUACAGCGCCAACAACAGCAACAAGGGGGUCCCGGCGGGGAUGUCGCCGGCGAUUUCUUCGAUCACGUCGAGUCUCCUGGUGUCCAGCACCCUGGCGCACUUCACCCAGCUCGACUUCCUCUGCUUCCAGGAGUGCUGGUCGACGACGUUGACCCAGAGACUGGUCCGCGAGCUGCAGCAGCUCUACCCAUACAUCGUCCACGACAUCGGCGCAUACGACUUCGACGUCAACUGCUACGGCUUCAACAGCGGCCUGAUGUUCGCCAGCAAGUACUGCAUCGGGGACGUCGACUUCAAGCCCUUCACGGGUGAACUGACGCGUGGCGCCUUCGACUCGAAGGGUUUGCUCAUGGUAAAGCUUCAGAUUAACAAGCAGCACGUUGGGUACAUAUUUCUUACUCACCUGGAGGCGUUCGAAGGGAAGAAGAAGAUUCGAGAGAAACAGAUGACCAGCAUUAUGUCAUGGAUGCACGACUUCAAGAAGUCCAACAAAGAGCUUCACGAUGUCAUCCUGUUCGACUUUCUGUGUGGAGACUUCAACUUCGAUAACAUGUCACCAUGUGACAAGAGCUGCCAGCAUCACGCUUUGUUUGACAAGUACGAAGAUGUAGCCAGGGAGCGUCCCGGGGUGGACAAAGCCUGGUCAAUAGGCACGAAGCUGCGGCAGUUGAGUCUGUACGAGGAGGCGGUGUCCAGCCCUGAGGUCAUGCAGCGUACCCUUCAGAGCCCUCUCAAGCGGCCGCUUUAUGUGGUGGACGCGACCCUCGUCAAAGGCUCGUACGGCGAGAUACGCGCACAGCAACCCAGACUGGACGGUCGCGGAAAACCGCUGAUAACGCCGAGGUCCGGCAAGAGGAGAACCAACUACAUACUGUGCAGGCAUAACAUCCCAGUGAUUGUAGAGAACUAUAAUUUCAUAACGCGGCUGGCCACGCUGACAGACCACGUCCCGAUCUCGAUGACAAUCAAAGUCCACGCAUGAUCAACAGAGUCUUCCGUUCACCUGGAUAGUGACACUGACUUUUUCUUAAACCUAUAUUUGUACACACAUUUACCACUGGCGUAGGAAGUGGGUGGAGGAUAUAUCCCCCCCCCCCCCCCCCCC